Messenger RNA from Vitis riparia (riverbank grape), 2632 nucleotides. RefSeq names its product probable disease resistance RPP8-like protein 2. The record is from RefSeq and is a predicted model, not a curated record. Lineage: Eukaryota; Viridiplantae; Streptophyta; Magnoliopsida; Vitales; Vitaceae. Gene Ontology annotation, biological process: defense response to other organism. Gene Ontology annotation, molecular function: ADP binding. Bases 418 to 2157 code for a protein of 579 amino acids. The transcript is spliced from 2 exons.
GUUGAACUGAGUUUUGGGAAAAUGAAUUUCAUGUUUAGAUUGAGUCGGAGCAAAGUGUUAACCUGAUCCAACACACCUCGGUUCGACCCUUAGUUGUAAGUAAAAGUGAAAUUGAUAUGUGCCAUAGGUUGUGUUGGUAGCUCAAGUCCGGUAGGUGUCUCACAAUUAUUUAGUAGAACUUUAUAAUUUUAUUAUUCCUAUUGUAAGAUUGUUAAAUUUCUACAUGGGUAAGGUUACAGUUGUGUUUAAUUGACUGGAAAUGAAUGUAUUAAAACAAUCACAUAUAAUGAUUGUGUAAAAGAUAAGUCAUCCAUAAUCAAUGAAAUCACUAUAUAUCUCAUGGUAUGAGUAAUUGUGAGUGUGAUGCUCUUUUUCUUGUCAAGCUAAUUCUUUCUUAAAUGAUUUUUUUCACAACGAAUGUUUCAUGAAUUUGUAGAUCCUAUGAUCAUUAGCAAGGAGAUGGGGGAUCUGGGAAAGAAAAUGGCUAAACGUUGUGAUGGGUUGCCCUUGGCAAUUGUUGUGCUUGGAGGAGUUUUGGCCACAAAACCCACAUUUUCUGAGUGGAAAAUGGUUGAUACAAAUAUUAGGUCAUACUUGAGCAGAGGCGAUGAUCAUUCUAAGAAACAAUGUAGUGGAGUUUCACGUGUGCUAGAUUUAAGCUACCAAGAUUUGCCAUACCAUUUAAAACUAUGUUUCAUCUAUUUGGCUCAUUUCCCUGAGGAUCAUGAAAUACCAGUAAAUACUUUGGUUCAAAUGUGGAUGGCUGAAGGAAUCAUAGCAGGACUGCCUGACAAUGAAGAGACAUUGGAGGAUGUUGGACAAUGGUAUCUAGGCGAGCUAGUUGGGAGGUGUAUGGUUCAAGUAGGAGCAACAAGUUCAAAUGGAAUGGUCAAAACUUGCCGCCUUCAUGACCUGAUGCGAGAUUUAGGCUUGUCAAAGGCAAGAGAAAAUUUUUUUGAGACAUUCCAUUGGCAAGUGGAAACCAAUCCAUCUUCUACUUCAAAGAAAGUCCGAAGAGGUGUCAUAUAUUUGGAUCCAGGUGCUAAAACAUCGAGUCCUAUGCAGGUCCCAGAUAAUGCUAGAAACCUUCGAUCUCUUCUAACAUUCUGUUAUGCACCAAAUGCAGUCCACAUGAUGCCAAGGAAGUUGGACUUGAAGGACUUCAAAUUAUUAAGAGUGUUACAUCUUGAGAGACUUUUGUUGGAUGAAAAAUUGGUAAGAGCAAUACGCUACCUCAUUCACUUGAGGUACUUAAGUUUUAAAAAUGCUCGGCUGUCAUGCAUCCGUUCAUCCAUAGGAAAUUUGGGGUCCAUGCAGACGCUGGAUUUACGGUUUGAUAAUCAUGUAACUGGUUUUAAAAUACAUGAUGUGUUAUCAAGGAUGAAGUGGCUAAGACAUCUUUACCUUCCUAGAUUUAUUACGACUGAUGAUAAGGUGCUGUGGGACAGUUUGAGCAACUUGGAGACCCUAAAAAACUUUGAUGCAGAACGUUGGGCUGUACGAGAUUUGGCCACAUUGACCAAGCUUCGGAAAUUGAAAAUGAUGAAUGUCAAAAGCUUUCAAGAGUUGGAGGUGAUCCUCAAAGAUUGCAACGGCCUUCAUUCCUUGAGUUUUGACGAGGCAAUUCAGACCACAAUAGAAGAAACAGAUCUAAAGCAAUUGUCGACAUGCCGACAUCUUUAUAAACUGAAGCUGCCAGGACAAAUAAGCAGCUUGCCUGGACACCAGCACCUCCCCCAAAGCCUCACCAAGUUAGUCUUGAGGACUUCUCGACUAGCACAAGAUCCGAUGCCAAUCCUAGAGAGACUUCCUAACUUGACAGUCCUACACUUAUUGGUUAAUGCGUACGUCGGGGAAGAAAUGGUUUUCUCUACAGAUGGGUUCCCAAAGCUUAAAAAUUUAAUUCUUGGCUUCAUCCACAAUUUAAAGAAGUUGAGGGUGGAAGAAGGUGCAAUGCCUAGUCUUAAGGGUUUAAAAAUUGCAAGCUGCAGUAAUUUGGAAAUGAUCCCUGAAGGGUUGAGGUAUAUCACUACCCUUGACGUAUUGGAGAUUAAAUAUAUGCCCGAAUUCGAAGAGAGACUUAAAGUGAUAAAUGGAAAUGAAGGGGAGGAUUUCUACAAAGUUAAGCAUGUGCCUUCCAUCUCAUUCUUUCCAUGAUGAAGCGUUUGGUCCUCCAAGACAAGCGGCAAUCUUCGAAGACAAACUUGCUCAUGGACUCCAUCAAGGGGCUGGGUUAUGAAGAAGAAAUGCUGAAUGGGAGUUGCUGUACUUGUGAGUAUCCAUACUAAUUGGAAUAUUGGUGUAGUCCUAUCCAACUUUUACUGGCUCAUGUUAUACAUCCUAAUUGCUGGCUCCCUUACUAUUUUAUCAAGUAGAAUAAGUGUGGCACUAGAUUCUGUGAUCUCAAGACAAUGUUCCUGUGAUCUUUUUUUCCUUUGUAAUUGGUGUGUUGAGCUUGCUUGUGACUAAUAAAUCUGGGAUUGGUUUUCUAUUGGUCCUAUUGUGCCUUUUUGUUAUUGUCUGUAUUUUUUUUGGCUUUCAGAACUGUGGGCUUUGGCUUUUUGUUGUCAUGUUGUGCGGAAGAAAAUUGGAUAUUUCAAUAAUAUCUCCCCUUGUUUCUUUGUUCUUUUAA